CUUGGUUUUCUCGGCGGCUUCUUCCCCUAAAUCGUUUUCUCCAUUUUUCUUGGGAUAAAUCUUCCUCCUUUCUGCAGACGCCAUGUCGGACAAAGGUCGUCCCUUGCCGAAAUUUGGUGAAUGGGAUGUGAAUGAUCCAGCAUCAGCAGAAGGUUUCACAGUGAUAUUCAACAAAGCUAGGGAUGAGAAAAAGACUGGUGGCAAACCUGGAUCACCCGGUAAAUCCAGUGAGGGUCAUGCUAAGUCUGGAGGAGGAGAUCCUAGUAAACCUCAGCCUAAAAAAUGGCUCUGCUGCAUGCAAUCUCCAGCUGUGGACUCUUGACAGACACAAAGAUGGAUUUGCUUGCUGCCCAAAGAAUGUCACAGUGCUUACACAUCUAAAGCAAUGGUUCUUUUUAUGUUUUAUUGUCUUUCUUGAAAUUAC
Molecule: messenger RNA, 424 nt
Organism: Arabidopsis arenosa
Lineage: Eukaryota; Viridiplantae; Streptophyta; Magnoliopsida; Brassicales; Brassicaceae
Source: the annotation of a GenBank genome assembly